Callithrix jacchus (white-tufted-ear marmoset) is the source of this 2313-nucleotide messenger RNA. RefSeq names its product succinate dehydrogenase complex flavoprotein subunit A (gene SDHA). The record is from RefSeq and is a predicted model, not a curated record. Gene Ontology annotation, molecular function: succinate dehydrogenase (quinone) activity; flavin adenine dinucleotide binding; electron transfer activity. Gene Ontology annotation, cellular component: respiratory chain complex II (succinate dehydrogenase). NCBI's taxonomy places the organism in Eukaryota, Metazoa, Chordata, Mammalia, Primates, Cebidae. Gene Ontology annotation, biological process: tricarboxylic acid cycle; mitochondrial electron transport, succinate to ubiquinone.
AGCGCGACCCCGGUGUGGUGCGCAGGCGCAGUCUGCGCGGUGACUGGCGGGACAGUACGGCUGCAACUGACAUGUCGGGGGUCCGGAGGCUGUCACGGCUGCUGAGCGCCCAGCGCCUGGCGCUGGCCAAGGCAUGGCCAGCAGCGUCACCAACGGGAACCCGAGGUUUUCACUUCACUGUGGAUGGGAACAAGAGGGCAUCUGCUAAAGUUUCAGAAUCCAUUUCUGCUCAGUAUCCAGUAGUGGACCAUGAAUUUGAUGCCGUGGUGGUGGGCGCUGGAGGGGCAGGCCUGCGAGCUGCGUUUGGGCUUUCUGAGGCAGGGUUUAAUACAGCAUGUGUUACCAAGCUGUUUCCCACCAGGUCACACACUGUUGCAGCCCAGGGAGGAAUCAAUGCUGCUCUGGGGAACAUGGAGGAGGACAACUGGAGGUGGCAUUUCUACGACACCGUGAAAGGCUCCGACUGGCUGGGGGACCAGGAUGCCAUCCACUACAUGACAGAGCAGGCCCCUGCCGCCGUGGUCGAGCUAGAAAAUUAUGGCAUGCCGUUUAGCAGAACCCAAGAUGGGAAGAUUUAUCAGCGUGCGUUUGGUGGACAGAGCCUCAAGUUUGGAAAGGGCGGGCAGGCCCAUCGGUGCUGCUGCGUGGCUGAUCGGACUGGCCACUCGCUACUGCACACCUUAUAUGGAAGGUCUCUGCGAUAUGAUACCAGCUAUUUUGUGGAGUAUUUUGCCUUGGAUCUCCUGAUGGAGAAUGGGGAGUGCCGUGGUGUGAUUGCACUGUGCAUAGAAGAUGGGUCCAUACAUCGCAUAAGAGCAAAGAACACUGUUGUUGCUACAGGAGGCUACGGGCGCACCUACUUCAGCUGCACGUCUGCCCACACCAGCACCGGUGAUGGCACAGCCAUGGUCACCAGGGCAGGCCUUCCUUGCCAGGACCUCGAGUUUGUCCAGUUCCACCCCACAGGCAUCUAUGGUGCUGGGUGUCUCAUCACAGAAGGAUGUCGUGGAGAGGGAGGCAUUCUCAUUAACAGUCAGGGCGAAAGGUUUAUGGAGCGAUACGCCCCCGUUGCGAAGGACCUGGCAUCCAGAGAUGUGGUGUCUCGGUCCAUGACUCUGGAGAUCCGCGAAGGAAGAGGCUGUGGCCCUGAGAAAGAUCACGUCUACCUGCAGCUGCACCACCUGCCUCCAGAGCAGCUGGCCACGCGCCUCCCUGGCAUUUCGGAGACAGCCAUGAUCUUUGCUGGCGUGGACGUCACGAAGGAGCCGAUCCCUGUGCUCCCCACUGUGCAUUAUAACAUGGGCGGCAUUCCCACCAACUACAAGGGACAGGUCCUGAGGCACGUGAAUGGCCAGGAUCAGAUCGUGCCUGGCCUGUACGCCUGUGGGGAGGCCGCCUGCGCCUCAGUCCAUGGUGCCAACCGUCUCGGGGCAAACUCGCUCUUGGACCUGGUUGUCUUUGGCCGGGCCUGUGCCCUGAGCAUCGAAGAGUCAUGCAGGCCUGGAGAUAAAGUCCCUCCAAUUAAACCAAAUGCUGGGGAAGAAUCUGUCAUGAAUCUUGACAAAUUGAGAUUUGCUGACGGAAGCAUAAGAACAUCGGAACUACGACUCAGCAUGCAGAAGUCAAUGCAAAAUCAUGCUGCCGUGUUCCGUGUGGGAAGUGUGCUGCAAGAAGGUUGCGAGAAAAUCAGCAAGCUCUACGGAGACCUGAAGCACCUGAAGACGUUUGACAGGGGAAUGGUCUGGAACACGGACCUGGUGGAGACCCUGGAGCUGCAGAACCUGAUGCUGUGUGCGCUGCAGACCAUCUACGGAGCAGAGGCGCGGAAGGAGUCGCGGGGCGCGCACGCCAGAGAAGACUACAAGGUGCGGAUUGAUGAGUACGAUUACUCCAAACCCAUCCAGGGGCAACAGAAGAAGCCCUUUGAGGAGCACUGGAGGAAGCACACCCUGUCCUAUGUGGACGUGGGCACUGGGAAGGUCACUUUGGAAUAUAGACCUGUAAUCGACAAAACUUUGAACGAGGCUGACUGCACCUCCGUUCCCCCGGCCAUUCGCUCCUACUGAUGAGACAAGAUGCGGUGAUGACAGAAGCAGCCUUUGUAAUUAUGUAUCAUAGCUCAUGCAUGUGUUCAUGUCGUAACUGUCUUUAUAAGCUUCUGCACUGGGGUGAAGAGGGAGUCCAUUGAAGGGAGAUGGGCACCCAGUGGCCGGGAGCCGGCCAGGGACCGCAGCACUUACCUUUGUCCCUCCCUUCAUUCUUGUGAGACCAUAAAACUGGACACAGCCCUAAAAUAAAACAUAGAUGAACAAA